AUAGAUAACUCCAACAGAUGUUAAGGCAGCCAACGCGCUCGUCAGCCAAGAAAAUCGUGUAAAAUAAAAAAACAAACGAACACCAAGUGCCGUUCAAUAAAAAGUGUAAAAAAAAAACGCAGGAACUCGAUUUUUAAGUGUAAAAUGCGACGCAUUUUAUUUGUGGCGCUGCUGGCGCUUGGUCUGGCCACACUGACUGCGGUCGGUGGCAACCACCUGCCAGAGGCUGGCCCAAACCUCAAUGAACGCUUCUUCGACGAGGUCAGGGAGCUGAUUAAGCGCCGCAUGGAGGCCAAGCAGCUGCCUUUGGCGGGCGAUGAACUGGCGCUGCAAAAUCAACGUAGCUACGACAAUGUGCCCAUACCAGCGGCCAGUGUGCCCGUGCCUGUGCUCGUAGAGAAUUGGCCAACAGAUCAGCAUAGCUUUGGUCAAGUGACAGCUGUUUCCGUUGAUCCCGAGGGCAAUCCAGUGAUUUUCCAUCGCGCUGACCGCUACUGGGAUGUAAACACAUUUAAUGAGAGCAACAUCUACUAUCUUAUCGAGUAUGGGCCCAUCAAGGAGAAGACCAUCUAUGUGCUGGAUCCCAAGACGGGCGCCAUCAAAACCGGCUGGGGCUCCGAUAUGUUUUAUAUGCCGCAUGGCAUGACAAUUGAUGGGCACGGCAACUACUGGAUAACCGACGUGGCCAUGCAUCAGGCCUUUAAGUUCCGGCCAUUUGAGAGCAAGCCGCAGCUGGUGAUUGGCAAGCGUUUCCGGCCUGGUGCCUCCGUCAAGCAACUGUGCAAGCCCACAUCCAUUGCUGUGGCCACAACAGGCGAGUUCUUCAUAGCUGAUGGCUACUGUAAUAGUCGCAUACUCAAGUUCAAUGCCGCUGGCAAACUCUUGCGCAGCAUUCCCCAACCACCCGAAUUCCUCUCGUUGCAGGUGCCACAUGCGAUUACCCUGUUGGAGCACUUGGACUUGCUGUGCAUUGCGGACCGCGAGAAUAUGCGCGUUGUGUGCCCCAAAGCUGGCCUUAAGUCGUCGCAUGGCGAGGGUCAACCGGCGGCCACCAUACAGGAACCAGAUUUGGGUCGCGUCUUUGGCGUCAGUGGCUAUGGCGACAUUGUGUUCGCAGUGAAUGGACCUACCUCUAUGCUGCCGGUGCGUGGCUUUACCAUCGAUCCGCGCUCCGAGACGAUCAUUGGCCACUGGGGCGAGUUCAAGAAUCCGCAUUCCAUAGCCGUCAACGUCAAUGGCUCGGCCCUGUAUGUAACGGAGACGGGCACCAACCACCAGACGAAUCGCGUCUGGAAAUACGUUUUGGCUUGAGGUACUAUUGGU
Drosophila novamexicana is the source of this 1323-nucleotide messenger RNA. RefSeq names its product peptidyl-alpha-hydroxyglycine alpha-amidating lyase 2 (gene Pal2). NCBI's taxonomy places the organism in Eukaryota, Metazoa, Arthropoda, Insecta, Diptera, Drosophilidae. Gene Ontology annotation, cellular component: extracellular region; membrane. Bases 145 to 1311 code for a protein of 388 amino acids. Gene Ontology annotation, biological process: peptide metabolic process. The record is from RefSeq and is a predicted model, not a curated record. The transcript is spliced from 7 exons. Gene Ontology annotation, molecular function: protein binding; catalytic activity.